This is a messenger RNA of Scatophagus argus, 1903 nucleotides long. RefSeq names its product meiosis-specific nuclear structural 1 (gene mns1). Lineage: Eukaryota; Metazoa; Chordata; Actinopteri; Scatophagidae. Gene Ontology annotation, biological process: cilium organization. The record is from RefSeq and is a predicted model, not a curated record. The transcript has 10 exons. Gene Ontology annotation, cellular component: motile cilium. The coding region runs from base 195 to 1688 and encodes 497 amino acids.
ACGUACCGGAGUCUCAGCGUUCCCGGGACAACGAAACGCCAACAACCGGGAGAACUCAGCAACACCUUGGGUCACCUACGGCUAACGAAUCACUCAUGACGACCGUGCAUCGAAACUCGUUUAAUUAAUCCCAAUUAUACACGAAUUAAGAAGGUUAAGAAGGGUGAAGACAAGAAGGCUAAAACAUAGCAAACAUGAGUCGUAACUGGACGUGCAGCCAGAGGCAGAGGUUAAUGUCCCAGCGCCAGAGUCAGGAGCAGCGCAGACAGGAGGAGGCCAGGCGUGUGGACAGAGAGAGGCAGCUGCAGGCCAGUCUGCAGGACGAGGAGAGCUUUGAGAGGAGGAGAUGCCUUCGACAGGUGCAGCAAGAAAUCAAGGAGAGGCAAAUGGAGAGCGCUCUGCUGAAGGCAGAGGAGGAGAGAACAAACAGGGAAAAGCAACUUGAACAAGAGGAGAGAAUGGCUAAAGAGUUGGCCCGCAUCGACUAUGAGAGGCAAAGAGAAGACAAACUGAGGCAGUAUAUUAAAGAAAACAGCACUGAGCUUCGAGAGCUGGAGUCAAAGCUGAAAUCUGCUUAUCUGAAUAAGGAAAGAGCUGCACAGAUUGCUGAGCAGGAAGCUAUGAGGUUUGAGACAAUGCGUGAGGAUGCAGACUUCGCUCGCAAGAUGAAGUGCGAACACGACCGAGCAGCCAUUGAACAGCAGAAACUGGAGCAGAAGCGCCACGAGGAGCAGCUCCAGCAUCAGAGGGAGCUGCAGCAGCAACUUGUGGAGAAGGAGCGCAAGAGACAAGAGGCAUACGAGGAGUUUCUCAAAGAGAAGCUCAUGGUUGAUGAGAUUGUCCGGAAGAUUUAUGAGGAGGAUCAAAUGGAGAGACAGCUGAAACUGGAGAAGGUCAGAGCCACUCAGCAGCACAUUGAAGAAUUCAAGAGACAGCAGGCUGAGUGGAGACGCAUGACGCAAGAAAAGGUGGAGGCUGAGAACAGACGCAUCAUGGAGUUCGUGAGCCAUCAGGAGCGCGUGGAGGAGACGAGAAUGGCUAAGAUCAGAGAGAGGGAAAAAGCAAAGGAGCAUCUUCAUAAAAUACUGUCCGACAAGAUUGAAGAGGAGAGGCAGCAACGUGAAGAUAUGGAGCGAGUCCGGGAGGAACUCUGUUUAGAGGAAGAAGAAGAGGCUAACAGGAAGAAAGAAAUUGAAGAAAUGGAGAAGAAAAUCCGACAGAGGUUGAUGAUGCAGCAGAUCUGCCAGGAGCAGAUGGCUUUCAAAGAGAUACGGAGGCAGGCAGAGAAAGAGGAAGAGGAGGCCUUCAGGAAAAUGAUGAUGGCUAAGUUUGCCGAGGACGAUCGGAUAGAACAGAUGAAAGCCCAGAAACGACGCAUGAAGCAGCUUGAGCACAAACGCCAAGUGGAGAAACUGAUAGAGGACAGAAGACGGCAGCAUGAGGCUGACAUGGAACUGGAGGCUAAAGAAAGAGCAAUCGAGGAGGAGAGGCAGGCACUUCGUAGACAGAUUGUUGAAGAAGAGAGGCUUCGACUUCUGAAGCGUCACGCAACAAAACUCCUUGGAUACCUUCCGAAGGGCUUACUCCGUGAAGAUGACCUGGAGCACUUUGAUGAAGACUUCAGAAAAAACUUUCAAACUCGUCAGGCAGACAACUUCUCUGAAGAGGGCUGGGAAGGCGAUGAUUAAUUCAUACUAUGCCACUAGAUGGCAGUUUAAGGUUACAGUGAACUAAGCAGACCUUCAUAUUAUAUUACAGCACUUGUUUAGCAUUCAGUAACAACACCAUGAUUUAGAGACAUCUUUUUAUUAUGAAUGUGCUGACAGAAUGUUAGUGAAUGAAAGUUAUUUCUAAGGUCUGAUGUUGUCUGGGGACUAAACAAUAAAUCUAAAUUGAAUUCAAA